CUUGCAUUUAGCACUACUCACAUAAAGAAAUGUGAGUAUACUGUUAGAUAUGAUUAAAUAUACACAAACAUUUAACAGUAUUAGUUUUCCGGAUUCUUCUACAUGAAACAACUCAUUACUUUUCGCAAGACUUUCUAUUUUCACUGUACGUUAUGACAUAAAACAGCAAAAAUACUCACACGUGACAUGUAAAAUUUUAGAUGUGACGUGAUGCAGUAACACUAUUGCUAACAUACUAUUCUUACACUGUGGCUUUUUGCAUCCGCUUCCAUCAGAGCACAUGUGCUGUGCUCCUCUCCAUCCAGACAGCGCGAGUGUGCUUCAGACUCUAGAGGUCUCCAUCCUUCAGCAUCCACACACGCGCUGUGCAUUCUUCUGCAUCGGCCACAGACUCAGAGAGAGAGAGAGAGACAGAGAGGGAGAGACAGAGGACACCGCGCAACGGCAACCUGAGAAGCGCGUCCUCCGUCAGAGCGAACGGGAACUUUGAUGAUUUGACGGUGAAACCGAUGGAAACGUGGAGAUGAUGUUCCAGUCCUUGAUGAUGGAUUCGUCUUUCAGCAUGUCCAGCUAUGCUGUCCUUGUGCUCGUCUCCUAAUAGACUGCUGAUCCAUUUUUCUUCUCAAAUACUUCUGCUCUAUUACAGCUUUUGUGAUUGAACACUUAAGUCCGCGUGAAGAACAGUGAAGGAAACGGGGCGCAUUGUUUCAAUUUUCAUUUUUAUAAAGGACUUCCAGUUCACACAGGAUUCGUGAUGUCUGCAACAUACCGCUCCUUAUUCCUUUUGCUGUUGAGUUUGCUCUCGGCCGGGGCUCAGACCGAGAUGAAGCGGGUUGUCGGGGACAAUGCCACAUUGCCUUGCCAUCACCAGUUCUGGCAGUCGAAUGGACAAACAUUGGACAUUGAAUGGCUCCUGCAGAAACCCAACAUCAAACAGCGUGUGAUCAUCACAUUCUUUAACAACGAGGUCUACACUAACGACAACCAUGCCAGUCGUCUGUCCUUUGCGGGUGACUACCUAAACGGUGACGCCUCUCUCCUGAUCAGCGAUCUGCAGCUGACGGACUCUGGAGAAUACCACUGUAAGGUCAAGACUGGCGGCAAAUACCACUGGAGCCAAGUCAACCUCAUUGUGCUGGUGAAGCCGUCUAAACCCCGCUGCUGGAUGGAGGGCCGACUUCUGGAGGGCAGUGAUGUGAAACUGAGCUGUAAGUCUUCAGAUGGAUCCGACCCUAUUCACUACAAGUGGGAGAGAGUGCUGGAUAAGGGCAAGAGCGUGGGAAAACUGCCUCCCCUCGCACUCAUCGAUCUGAAGAAUCCAGAGAUCGUGACCUUGAGGAACUUGACGCAGGACAGCUCCGGGGUCUACAAAUGCACUGCCAGCAACGAUGUAGGAGAGGAGAACUGUAUCAUCGAGGUCACCAUGCAAUAUGUGCGGGGCAUGGGUGUGGUGGCUGGUGCCGUGGUUGGCGUUUUAUUCGGCGUUCUGCUCCUCAUUCUCAUCAUCUGGCUGGUCUUCCGCAAGAAGGAAAAGAAGAAAUAUGAGGAGGAGGAGACACCUAAUGAAAUCAGAGAGGAUGCAGAAGCUCCUAAAGCCAAGUUGGUGAAGCCCAACUCUCUCUCCUCAUCUCGUUCUGGCAGUUCCCGCUCCGGUGCUUCCUCCACACAGUCCAUGGUGCACAACAGCGCACCCCGAAACCAGCGUCCACGGCCACCCGCUGUUGCCGCCCUCAAGGAGAACGGACAGCCCCACGGCUUCUCCCAGUCUCCUCCGGCCUACACACAGGUCGUGCCUAAAACCCCAGAACCCCCUGCCACCCCAAAAUUCAGACCCCCCAAUCCUCCAGUGGGCAUGGCGAUCCCGGCCGGCAUCAUGGUCCCUGCUCAAAGCAAGGCAUUUCAGACAGUGUAGAGAGUAAAGGCAAUGUGGCCUGGUGCGGGUCUCUAUACAAGACACCCACAGUGACUUUUCCAAAAGUUGCAACUACGAUUGGGAAAAAAUACACACAAAUAAAAAAAAAACUAUAAAAUAAAAGCAUAAUUAAAAAAAUAAUAAAAUCAAUCAUAUAAAAUCUAAAAAGUUGAAUGCAUAUUUACAAGGGAAAAUACACAGUGCUUGCCCCCUUCUGAAGUAUUAAAAGAAAACAAGAGAGGAACUGAAGAACAAGAAUUUUUUUUUUUUUUAUUCUCAUUCUUUGGUUCUCUCUCCUUCUUUUGAUCUCAUGGCACAGUCUGACCUUUUUUUUUCACAUUAUUUGUUUUGUUUUUCUUUUUGAACUCUUAAAGGCUUUGUGGGCAGUGGGGCGGAAAGAUUUCCCCAAGUGCAGUUUAUUUAUUUAUUGCAUCAGAGAGGCUAAAGGACCAAGGGCAGGCUGGGUUUAUGAAACAUGAUGGCGGAAGGAAGGACCGGCCGACUCUGAAGAGAAAUGAAGGAUAUUAUCCAAGAACCUGUUGUUUCUGUUGAAGGCGAGGGGGCGGCUUUGGGAAUACGAACCGUUCAUCUCAUUCGUAAAGUCCCAUUCAUUUUUCCCAGAAUGCAAUGCAAACAUUGAGGGUGUCUCAGACAUGAGAAUCGAAGGCAAUCUUAUUAAUACCCUAACAAACCACUAAGAAAAAGCAACGUGAUUGGAAAAGAUGGCCCCGAUGGACAUUUCAGCACAUGGAUGACGACGUCAUUGAUGUAGCGGCAUAGAGAGACUUUAACGGUUCAGUUAUCAUAUAGCACACUGUGGGGUGAAUUCACUGAAUGGUUUCACUACCUGAGCACGCUAUAUUUCACAAAAAAACAGGUUUAACAAUAUUUAAAUGAUGUUGUUGUCAUUGGUUUUUGAGCAAACCCGUUUUUUUUUUUCUAUGUAAAUUAGGCUGUUAGUGUAUCUUUUUAUCAAAAAUCACAGCUACUAAUGUUUUGCUAUUAUUGCCCACAGAUGCAGACAGUAAAAGAAAUGUAGUAUUAGAGAUUUCAUCUAUGUUUUCUAGCAGCGGUAAUUCAUCAAAUGAUGAUUAAGUGAUGGAAGAAGAGCAUUCUCUCCAGUAACACUUUAUUUUGAUAGACAUUCUACUAACUAUAAGUAACUUUGCAACUACAUGUUGACUAGCAAUUUUAGUAGAUUGUGUGCUACCUGCUGACACAUUAUUUUGAUGUUUCCCAAUAGACAUUCUACUGACUAUAAGUAACUUUGCAAGUACAUCUCAACUUAUUCUAUAACACUAACCCUAACAGUCUACUAAUACUCUAAUGAGAGUUAGUUGAUGUAGUUGCAAAGUUAUUUAGUAGAACAUCUGAAGAUGACUAUCAAAAUAAAGUUAAACUUAUCCCAAUGUGUCAUGCAGUCAAGCGCACUUUAAUCACCGUUUCAGGUGCCUAGCAUUGCUGUAUGUAUAUUCCCAGUAAAGUACGCCAGAUUGCAGUCGUCUGCUGUAUCCUUCACAAUCUAGUGCUCAGAAUGGACCUGCGUAAUUGUGGCAUGCAAAUUGUUGCUGCCAUUACCUGAUUUGCACAAUUCCAUUCAUAAAUUUGGUGUUAAAUAACACAACAUAUGGAAAUAGACAAUGCCGUCAGCGGUGCAAUUGAUCCUUAGUGAAUUCCCCCUAUGUGUCAAGUACUCUCUACACACUGAUAUGAAUUUUUGCAGUUAAAUCUGUGUAUAUACAUGAGCGUACUGUAUGUCCUUGACAGAAAGUCUGCGGUCUGGCUUCGGAUGUCAUCCUCACCGUUUCAUGGACUUCAGUUUGUAUUACAUACCAACCGUGGUAUAUUUGUUACAGCUGUAUUUCCAAUGAUAUUGAAACCAAAAUCUGUCACGAAUACUAUGAAUGUGUAUAAGACAAAGAUAGUUUUGGUUUUUAUUUAUUUUUUCCUUCUUUUCUAGAAUACCCAACGGUACUACGUAAUAGCAUACGAGGCACAAGUAACUUUCGACUAUAAUCUCACAGUACUGUGGACAAGUAAUGAAAGGGAAUGCCAUAACAGGGACUUAUGUACAGAGCGUGUGUGAAAUUCGUGCGUGUGAUGGUGUGUGCGCAUUUGCGGUACUCUCCUUCUAGUUCGUGUAUGCACCAUGGGACUGUCCCAGGACUCCUAGGACCCUCUAACAACAGGCUGUCUCAAGAUGGCUGGCUCUUUGUGCCAGCUGCCCCUCGGCUUCCACCGCCAAGCGCUGUCAAAACCCUCUCCAUUAGCUGUGUCUCGAAGCCCCUGGGAAGACCUUGCUUGGUGCAUUUGUGAAAUUUGAAAUGGACAAGUUGCCUGUUUUGUGUGCCUUCACAGUGAAUUCUUCCCCUGAGAUUGCUUUUGUCCUUGGUUCUUCGCAAUGUACCAGACAAAAAAAGGAAGCCAUGUGUAAAACAGCCCCCGUCAGCAGAGGGAGAGAGCGCUCUGGCACAAAGAGUCAGUCCAAACGCAGCCCCACGAAUAAUGUACACUCUGUAGUCAUGAUGCUGUUUUAUAUUGUACAUACAGAUAAAUAUACGCACACAAUAUCCUUUAAGUUAUCGGUUGAAGAUUGGGGUUAUAGGCCAUAAUAAAGAUGUAGAUGAGGUAUUAUGCAUUUUCAGAGAGUAAUAAUUGGUCAUUGUAGCCCCUGACCCGCUAAGCUCCCUUUAAUAAAAAAAGUAAAAGUAAAAUCAUUUCCUUCUUAAUGGCUACUUGUAUAUCUGCCAUUGAUGGACCUUAAUAUUUCAGAGAGGAGAAGCCAUAAGAUGUGAGGAAGCAAGCAUAUAACACUCGUUUUGGUCCACGUUCAUUUCCACGAGUGUAGGUGCCAACCUCGUUCGUCAUUCCUAUUGGGUUGCGGUUGAGUCUGUAAUGUAGCCGAGUGCUGCCUAUGCCAAUUCCAAUUCUUCCGCCUUCUUGUUACCUUCCCCAGAAAUUGUGUUUGAUACACACCGAUACACUUCUUCCCAAGUGUACACACACACUUCUUCCCAAGUGUACACAGCCUAACACGACCUCAUAAAUAGAGGCACACUCGAGACGUGCUCUCCAGAGCCACAUUCUCCACGAGGCGGUGUAGGCGAUGUUGCUGGCUGAACUGUUGUCAGUAAGUGUGAUGGAUGGGCUGUCAUGCAGAGUGGGGAGUGAAUGAUGGGAAAUGUAAGGAGAACACAAGGUCCAAACCCUACAGAGGUUCUCAAAUACCUUUACCAUACCUUACCCCCAAGCAGAGACGAAACCCAUCUGAUUGGGCCUUCACAAUAUGGUCGUUUUUAGUAGCCAGUUACUCUCCUUGUGUUAAAAUAUUGACUCUGUUCCAAAACCUAGUGAGCUGCCUUACUGUCUACUGCCUAUAUAGAUAGCUGGCUCAAAGGUUAGCAUCCUAAUAGAGUGUGACUGCCCGUUUAUGGUGCUUUUCCCCUCAUGGUGUGGCUUGGUACGGCUCGCUUUGAGUUGUGGGGUUCUAGUACUAAAAAAGAAACCUAGUACCCGUUUUUUUUUUUGUCAGUACCACCUUGGUUGAGGCUCCAACGAGCCAUACAAUAUUAAAAUGUGAUGUGUAAACAGUGCAGCUCACUGAUUGGUCAGAGAGAAUCGUCACUACCAGCAUUGGAUUUGUGACACGAGACACCAAACCUACAAGAUUUAAAUAGUCAGCAACAGCCACCGCAUGAUUUGAUUUUUUUUUAAAUAAACUUGCUUUAAAUGACCGUUGGGCGCAACUUGAAAAAAGAAACGGCUGUAUCGUGGUCAGUAGAUGAGUUGGCUGUGCAACUAUAAAGAUCAGUCUAUAAUCCCACCCACUUUGAAGUGGUUCUAAUCCACAGUAGAAUAGCAAACUGGGCCAAAGUAAAGCAAGCCAAGCCGAGUCAUAUCACACAGUGGAAAAGUGCCAAUACUUUCAGCGGCCUUGGUUCCUCAAGUAUUUUUCCCAUAGAGAUUUUUAAAGUCUUCAUUUAACCAUUAUAAGCCAUGAACAACAUCAACCAGUUACAAGGUGAAUCACAACGUUAUAAACUUCAAUUUGAAGCAAAAUGAUAUUUAAAAAUCGGACAAUAAGACAAAGGUAAAGCAAGCCAGGUACAGGACAACUUUAAUGAGGGAAUUACAAUCCCAUGAAGUCUUAAGUAGCAUGGGUAUAUUUGUUUUAUUGUUUUCUUUUAUGACAAAAAUCAUUAGGAUAUUAAAUAAAGAUCAUGUUCCAUGAAGAUAUUUUGUAAAUUUCCUACUGUAAAUGUAUCAAAACGUAAUUUUUGAUUAGUAAUAUGCAUUGCUAAGAACUUCAUUUGGACAACUUAAAAGGUGAUUUUCUCAAUAUUUAGAUUUUUUUGCACCCUCAGAUUCCAGAUUUUCAAAUAGUUGUAUCUCUGCCAAAUAUUGUCCUAUCCUAAUAAACCAUACAUCAGUGGAAAAAUAUAUAUUUAGACAAUCUAUUUUGUGUUUCAUGGGACUCGCCAGGAGCUAAAGAGUUCUUUUGGUGCAAUAUGCUUAAUGCGAUUCUCUGACUGAUGAAGCAGAUUCCUGCUUUCUUAGCAGAAUCAUGGGUAACGAUUUUUUCUGCUCUUAAAUGUAAUCAUUUUAAAAUAAAAUUUGAAAUAA
Molecule: messenger RNA, 6535 nt
Organism: Labeo rohita (rohu)
Lineage: Eukaryota; Metazoa; Chordata; Actinopteri; Cypriniformes; Cyprinidae
Gene: clmpb
Product: CXADR like membrane protein b
Exons: 7
Coding region: 755-1912 (385 amino acids)
Cellular component (GO): cell surface; cytoplasmic microtubule; membrane
Source: RefSeq, a predicted model, not a curated record